Messenger RNA from Schistocerca gregaria, 2855 nucleotides. RefSeq names its product RING finger protein 10-like. NCBI's taxonomy places the organism in Eukaryota, Metazoa, Arthropoda, Insecta, Orthoptera, Acrididae. Gene Ontology annotation, molecular function: metal ion binding; transcription cis-regulatory region binding. The transcript has 5 exons. Bases 63 to 971 code for a protein of 302 amino acids. The record is from RefSeq and is a predicted model, not a curated record. Gene Ontology annotation, biological process: positive regulation of transcription by RNA polymerase II.
UGCAAGUCACAAUUCGCAAUUCUUGUGUCAUCCCACAUUCUUGCCUUCAACCGCACUUUGAGAUGAUGUCUAAAAAAGAAGUUAAAUCUUUCGCUGAAGGCUCGGUAGCAAAGCAUCACACGAUUGAAUGGUGCCCACCAUGUUUCGGCGCUAUGGAAGAGAAUAGUGCUGUCUGUCGUGCUGUUGCGGAUGAAUAUGAAUCAAAUGUUCCAGAUGAUGAAAAGCACGUUGUAUCACGAACAAUUCAUCUUCCAGACAUUGAAUAUAAUAGGGGUGGUCGCGUAGUCGAUGGUGGCUGCAAAGAAGAAAGGGUUGUUAAAGCGGCGAAGUACCGCGUAAAGAAAACUCGUCACAAAGAAUCGACCACAUCGACAGUUAAUGAGGGUGGUACCUUUCUGAAUGCCAAUACCAGGCCUCAGUCCGGUGAUACUUAUUAUGGUCGCCGUGCGUCUGAGAAUAGUUCAAGUCACGCUAGUCAGACCGUCUAUACAAAUACACACACCAAAAAAGACGUGUGUACGAACCGUUCUGCCAACCGUCUGGAUCAUCGAGCUUCGCGACAAGCAAAGUGUGCAGAUACCUCGACGCAUAAAUCCGCCGAAUUAUCGCAGGGUACAGCAAGUUUGACCGCUCAUUUGGGAUCUUCGCAUCAGCGGCAGCACGUCAGUACAGAACACGCAGAAAACAAACCCAAAGGAAGGAAAGAUAUGUUCAGUCAAGAUACCGACUCAUCGUUUCAAACAGCAAGGAUGUCAAGAACAACUUAUCGAAUCCAGAUGCCAAUAUACCGUGGGAUUCUAUUUUAUUGGCAGUCCUUUCAUACACAGAAGAACCCACUUGCUACAUCUGCUUAUCGAUGCCAGUAUUCCCAAACGUUUCUCGAUGUGGCCACAUGUUUUGUUGCUCUUGUCUUUUUCAUUAUUUCACGUUUCACGAAGAUUCGAGAGAGAGGUCAUGUCCUGUAUGUGUGAUGGAGUCGAUUCCUUUGCGUGACCUUCGUCCGGUGUUGUUGGUGAGAGUCAGGAACUACGCGCCUGGAGACACCAUCACGUUUCAACUGCUGAAGAGAGCAUCUCGAAAUACGAGGGUGUACAAAGUGGAUCAGGGAGCGCACCAGACAGAUGCACCGAACUCCCUACCAUUAUGGGAGGAAGAGGAUUCUGUCUUCAAUCGGGUGAUGUUGACAGAUAAGGAUUUGGCCAGUUUGCUAGAAGAAGAGGGACAGAACAUAGAUAGAGCCAUCAGAGAAAUGGAAGCCUCGAGUGACGAUGGUGUCAUACCGUAUUACGUGAUGGCCAAAGAAGCAUUUCGUCUUUUGACCCAGCAUAGCUCGGACGAUCCUUCGAAAACCGCGAGUAGCAGUACAAAGCACCGUUUCAAGCAGCUGCCCUCCUGCUCUUUAAACCAAGUUGAUGUUUCCCAUGCUAAAACUGAGGAAGAGAAGCCGUAUCAUUUCUUCUACCAGUGCGAUGAUGGACAGUAUAUUUUUUUGCACAAAAUGUGUCUUUCGUGGCUUUAUAAGGAAUACGAGAAGAAAGAAAGUCUUCCUGUCAAAGUUGAGGGGAGGGUCGUCGACAUAGAAACGCACUACCAGUUUUACGGAAAGAACGGCUAUCUAUGGCACCUCCCAUCUAAUUGCGUCGUCAAGUUCGCACUGAUAGAAAUGGAUUCCGUCUUGAAAGAUGAUAAUUUAACAGGGUUUAAUGAAGAGAAGAGAAAUUUUCAAAAAAAAAAAGCUCGACAAGAGCGGUUGAACCGUCGAAGACAACAAGUCCGUUCGCCUAUCUCCUAUGCAAAUUCUACAAGCAUAGCCUAUCUGGAAGACUAUGAUCCCCCUUCAAUAGAAUCCGAAUCUUUUCCAGAAAUAUCAUCUUCUAAGAAAACCACGGUACCCGUCAAUUACGACAGCGACUGGAUCAAAGUCGGUCCGGGUCCCAUUAUAUCAGCCAACAGACUCUCCGUUACGGAAGAGGCGUUCCCGGCACUCUCCAAAACUCUCGGGAGUCGAACUCCACCAUCUGAGGGCGUAAGCCAUACAGGCGUCUUUCAUGGGAAAUCGUUCUACGAGGCUGUCUGUCAAAAACCUAAUUCUGAAGGCCAAGUAAGGAUAUGAAGCACGUAUGAGAUACGUCACGCAUGAGGAGAUGACCAGAGAAGAAAAUGUGCUCUUGCAUACAUAGUAUAAUGUAGGCACUGCUGACAACGGGGGAUUCAUUUUCUGUACAAAAUGUGUAUGGAACAAAUAUAGAACGCUUUCUAAUACAAGGUGUGUACACAUAUAUAUCGCACAGCUGCACGAAUGCUUUUCUCCAGAGAAAAAAAAUUGUGAAAUGCGUUGAGGAGGACACAUUUGGGCCAGAGAAGAGGGCUGUACGUCUUCUCCUCAGCUUAGCUGAUCUAUGAGCGGCUGAAGUGGAACGAGUUCCUUUUCUGAUAUGAGCUUGAACGUGUCGACAAAGUAGUAAAAAAGCCUGAAACAUUUAUCCAAAUGCUGCCUUGCGUUAUUGGACCUAAUGGCAUCCAAAUGUUCAUAAUAUAUAUGAGCGUAAACGCGAAACAUUCUUGAGACAAUUUUUUUCACCGUUGGGAUAAACGCCUUUGAAUAGACACCAUUUGUCGCGAAGACAGAUUCAUCGUCUAUUUGUGAUGCGACCCAACCGAAAAGCUUUUCGAUGUAGACUGGGGCGCUCAAGGACUCCGCCUUACCCUCCUUCUCAUUUGGCCAAAGGUAGUGGUAUUUGUUUCCGGCGUUCAUUAUCGGGCAUGUCUCCUUCGUACAAUCUUCACAGAUGAACCCAUAUAUAAGAAGAAGAGUGUUGUGCGCUUCUAUGACUAAUAAAAAAAAAGUUAGUGUA